Molecule: messenger RNA, 1907 nt
Organism: Hippopotamus amphibius kiboko
Lineage: Eukaryota; Metazoa; Chordata; Mammalia; Artiodactyla; Hippopotamidae
Gene: GPR135
Product: G protein-coupled receptor 135
Exons: 2
Coding region: 1-1662 (553 amino acids)
Biological process (GO): G protein-coupled receptor signaling pathway
Cellular component (GO): membrane
Molecular function (GO): G protein-coupled receptor activity
Source: RefSeq, a predicted model, not a curated record
AUGCCAGCAACACCCACAGGAAGCAAAGCAACCCCCCUCCCCCGCCUCUCUAUAGGACCUGUGUAUCCACCAAGAGAGCUUGAGAGUGAACCCCUGUUGAAUUUGGCCAUCUGUGGGAGGGCCAGUCCCGCUUUAUGUGAUCUGGCCGGGCAGUGGUCCCUGAGGAGAACGACCCGGCACUCUCUGAAGCCCACCCGCUGGCCGCCCCCGCGGCCGCCGCGGGGCCGCACGGAGGAGCCGCCGCCGGUGCGCUCGCCCGUGAGCACGGCCUGGCCGGGCAGCCCACGCCCCGGCGCCCCCUCCGCGGCCGGCGCGCCUGGCGGGACUUCCUCCGCGGUGGCGGCGGCGGCGGCCGUGCUCUCCUUGAGCGGCGCGGCGGCCGCGGCGCUGGGGAACCAGAGCGACGCGAGCGGGGGCGCCAGCAGCGGCGCCUCGGCGGGCGGCGGCGGAGGCGGGCGCGGGGCGGCGGAGGCGGCGGAGAGGCCGCCGCUGUGGCACGGCGCGGCGGUGGCGGCCCAGGCGCUCGUGCUCCUGCUCCUCUUCGUGCUGUCUAGCCUGGGCAACUGCGCCGUGAUGGGCGUGAUCGUGAAGCACCGGCCGCUCCGCACCGUCACCAACGCCUUCAUCCUGUCCCUGUCCCUGUCGGAUCUGCUCACGGCGCUGCUCUGCCUGCCCGCCGCCUUCCUGGACCUCUUGGCGCCGCCCGCCGGGCCCCGGCGCGGCCUGUGCGCCGCCAGCCGCUUCUUCGGCUCGUGCUGCGGCAUCGUGUCCACGCUCAGCGUGGCGCUCAUCUCGCUGGACCGCUACUGCGCCAUCGCGCGGCCGCCGCGGGAGAAGGUCGGGCGGCGCCGCGCGGGGCAGCUGCUGGCCGGCGCCUGGCUGGCGGCCCUGGGCUUCUCCCUGCCCUGGGAGCUGCUCCGCGCGCCCCGGGAGCCCCCGGCGGCGCAGAGCUUCCACGGCUGCCUGUACCGGACGUCCCCGGACCCCGCGCAGCUGGGCGCGGCCUACAGCGUGGCGCUGGUGGUGGCCUGCUACCUGCUGCCCUUCCUGCUCAUGUGCUUCUGCCACUACCACAUCUGCAGGACGGUGCGCCUGUCGCACGUGCGCGUGCGGCCCCUGACCACCUACGCGCGCGCGCUGCGCUUCUUCAGCGACGUGCGCACCGCCACCACCGUGCUCGUCAUGAUCGUCUCCGUCAUCUGCUGCUGGGGGCCCUACUGCUUUCUGGUGCUGCUGGCCGCGGCCCGGCAGGCCCGGGCAGCGCAGGCUCCCUCGCUGCUCAACGUGGUGGCCGUCUGGCUGACCUGGGCCAAUGGGGCCAUCAACCCUGUCAUCUACGCCGUUCGCAAUCCCAACAUUUCCGUGCUCCUGGGGCGCAGCCGGGAAGAGGGCUACCGGACUAGGAAUGUGGACGCUUUCCUCCCCAACCAGGGCCGGGCUCUGCAGGCCAGAAGCCGAAAUCCCCUUCGAAACCGCUGCACCAACCGCCUGGGGGCCUGCAGCAGGGUGUCUUCUUCCAACCCGACCAGCGGGGCAGGAGGGGACGUGGCCAUGUGGGCUCGCAGAAAUCCGGUUGUGCUUUUCUGCCGGGAGGGGCCACCAGAUCCUGUGACAGCAGCGACUAAACAGCCUAAACCCGAAGCCGGGGAUACCAGCCUCUAAGAAGGCUUGGGAUGCACAGCUUGUGAAGGCAAGUUUUCACGCGCUUCAACUAACGAUACAGGAUUUCGGGGAGAAUCAUGUAUUUCAUAAAGCCAAACAUUUGAAAAAGAGACCGAGGGGGAGGCUCACCAGUUCCCCCAAACAACAUACAAGGCCAUGUCCUUUCUUUCAGAUGUGCCAAAAGGAAUGUAAAAUGCAAAAAUUAAAAAGAUCUUAAACCACACAACCAAGCAUUGUGAACUGUA